CUCUUCUACGAUAUAGCAUCUCUUCGGCAGUGUAUCCAGCUGUACUUAUCCAUAGUUGUCGGCCUGAAGUCUGACUGUUUUCAAGAAGACGAACGGAGCCGAAGGAACGAAAGUGGAAACGGUGACGUUGAACGCCACGACCCAAGUUGACGUCACGAAACGUGGGCAAGUCAAAUCUUUCAUUGAACGAUCGGAAACGCGAGCAGAUUAAAUCAAUCAGCCGAGAAGGAAUCAGACUGCAGACAGAGUGAGAAGCCGGGACAAGGACCUCGAGAUUGGACAAGAAGUACGAAGAAUCACGACAAAAGAAGUACGAGGAAAUCAUCACGAAGAAGAAAGAGAUGGAUUUGUCAGGACUCGACUCGAGUUUGCCGCUGGGUACGGCGGAACGAGAUUUGGGUGAUAGAUUCAGAGUUGCCGCGACCAGUAUUACCAACUUGUAUAAAUCGAGUUUGGCCACCUCGAAGCAUGCAUACCAAGCAGGCUACAAAGCGUCUCUUAACGAUGUUCUGGGGAUCGUGCAGAGCUGUAUCGUCGCUGAACACGAUGCGACGCUAUGCUUGUCGAGACUCAUGGAUUGGGCUGAAGCUCGAGAGACCGCAAUGGCAGCUUUCGCAUCAGAAGAAGGAGAAGAAAUUAUCCCCCCUCAGGAAAGGUUAGCCACCCUAACUCGACAAGCACUCGCUGCACAUCUGAAUUCCACGCAACUUUCCUCGUCCCCAAAUAAUCACGUCCAUCGCCCAGACCCACCCAUUCAUACCAGUAAUCCACAGCGCACCCCGACACCG
This is a messenger RNA of Tremella mesenterica DSM 1558, 788 nucleotides long. RefSeq lists its product as uncharacterized. The record is from RefSeq and is a predicted model, not a curated record. The annotation marks the transcript as partial. The transcript has 4 exons. NCBI's taxonomy places the organism in Eukaryota, Fungi, Basidiomycota, Tremellomycetes, Tremellales, Tremellaceae.